Messenger RNA from Schistosoma turkestanicum, 2144 nucleotides. The record is from the annotation of a GenBank genome assembly. NCBI's taxonomy places the organism in Eukaryota, Metazoa, Platyhelminthes, Trematoda, Strigeidida, Schistosomatidae.
CGGGUAGUUAGAAAUCUCGUUAUCGGCGCGUAGCUUGUAGUAUGUUGAAAUGAAAGAUCAGGGAUUGGCACUUCACCAGGAGUCUAAUAACAAGUCUGAGGAAAAAAUACAGAACAGAAAGCGUUCUGGUACGGGAUUGGAUAAAGCCGCCAGUGGCAAUAGUUCAGUCCAUGCACCCAUAACUUCGUCCAAUCGUCAUGAUCCAUUGGCUCAUAUCAUUCGUCUUUCAAAUAAUCCCAAAGUACCUCGUCCCCCGAAACGCCAUUUAUGCGAUAUGAUCCACGUUGAGCGUUAUGAGAAUGGUGGUGGUUAUGCUUUGCAUUCUUAUGCUGAUGAGUUAGCUCACCUUACAACUGAUGAAUUAGCUUUGUUGGCUCGAAAAUAUUUCAAGAUAUUAUUCACCGAGAGAAGAAAAAGAAGUAUUCGUGUCCCUUUUUCCCACUAUUGUAUCGGCGUUGUUCAUGGGGCUGCGAGAAGAAUGCCAGAACUGUUGUCAUACUUGUCAUCUGCCUAUCCUAAUCUCAAUAUUUCCACAAAUCCUCUUGAACAGAAAAAUGCAACCGAAACUUUAUCUCUUGCGCAGUAUGUGAAAAACGUUCAUAAAAGUUAUGCGAACGGCAUUUAUCGGUUCGGGCCGCUGCACGCAUUAAGUAUCGUUGGUGUUAAGGGUGAGGAACGUGGCGUUUUUGACAAAAGGCUCAUUGAGAUCAUUGAAAAAGAUCCAUUCCUAAAGCUUGUAACACCAUGGGGUGCUUUAUCGAGUUUGAGUGGGAUGGAUCCUCGGGAAAGUAACGAUGGACCUAUUCUAUGGUCUCGUCACGGAGAACAAACCAUUCCUUUGUUUCCAACUACUAUACGUAACAGGAGACGUGUUAUCGACGGUUGUAUUACAGACGUGGUUGUCGGUCGCCGCGCACUCAGUGGGCGUCAGAUAGCAGUUCAUGACAGAACUCCCUGCCACGCUGAUCAUGCAGAUGAUGGGUUAGCUCGUCAUACUACAGCAGCUGUUGGAUUAUUAAAAGCAGUAUAUCCCUGUCGACCUGGAGAAGAGUCGGAAUCGUCUGAUUCAUCUUGUAUCCUUCAUUCCGAGAGUGCUAACAGUGAUUCCAGUUCUAACACAAAUCCAUAUGCUUACAAGCUAAACCAGCCAGCUCGAAUAGUCAAAGAUGUUGUUGUAUUUGAUCCACGUCAUUAUGUUGAUCUGAUUGAACGAUUACGCUUAGAUAUUAUGGAACCUCCCGCAAGCCAGUGUGGCUCAUUUUGGGCGGAUGAUGGCGAACUUAAUCAACUGCGUUCCGAAGGCUUUCGUUAUGUUCGUCUACCUCUUCGUGAUAAUGAUAUUUAUUUUAUCCCACGAAAUGUUGUACAUCAAUUCAAAUCUGUUUCAGCUGUAUCAAGUAUUGCAUGGCAUGUUCGUUUAAAAAAUUAUUACGACCAACUACAACGUGAUGAUACAAGCGGAAUAUCUGAAAGGAAUAAUUCUAAUGUAAAAAAUCCCAUUCAUGCGCAUCAUUCAUCUAACUCCAGCAUACCAACUCCUGAGCUAUCUGUUAGCGAUAUAAACAGCGAUGGUAAUUUAAAAAAGUCACCUGGAAAUGUUCAUUCAUCAGUUAAUCAGUCAUCUAGCUGAAACGUAAUCAGAUUUUCUUGUAUUUUGUUUUAAUCAAUAAUAUUUGUUUUUUUGCAAAACAAGACUAAUAUUGUUAUACUUUAUAUUAUCGUUUGUAUAAUCCUCAACAUGGUAUCACUUUCAUUUAGGAUUAUCCUUAGCAUUGCUGUUAAAUAGCUUUGUACGCAUUUAUUACUUUUUACUGAACCUAUUUGCAAUGUUAUAUCAUCUUUACGUACCAUUUAAUUCUAGUUGUUUCGGAUUACUGUGAUUCUGUAUCUACUAGCUCCUUUUCUAUCCCUUUUCUACUUAAACGAGCGCCUCCAGGCACCAAAAAUCUUUUUGUACUAAUAUGAAUUUAUUUUAUGAGUUUCGGCUUGUUUUGUUUUCCUUACCAUGUUUAGUUUCAUCUAUUUUGAUUUUCUCUCCUAUGUCCCUACUUUCUGUUUGUUUUAAAAAAUAAAGUAAUUUCAUAAAUCUGCAUCAAAAAUUGUAUACGUUUGUGUAAAGUAAUGCAUUUCUGAAAUCCUUUUUU